This is a messenger RNA of Lingula anatina, 935 nucleotides long. RefSeq names its product glutathione S-transferase B. The record is from RefSeq and is a predicted model, not a curated record. Gene Ontology annotation, biological process: glutathione metabolic process. Lineage: Eukaryota; Metazoa; Brachiopoda; Lingulata; Lingulida; Lingulidae. Gene Ontology annotation, molecular function: glutathione transferase activity.
GAAGGUCACAGCUUCAUAUGCUCAGUAAGGUCGAGACUUUAAAACGCUGAGGUCCCGAUUAAACCAUGGCUCCCGUGUUGGGAUAUUGGGACAUGAGGGGGCUUGCCCACCCCAUCCGAAUGUUGCUCCAUUAUGUAGGAGAAGAGUUCGAAGACAGGCGUCAUACACCAGGGCCAGCCCCGGACUUCAGUUUGGACCCGUGGCUUAAAAUAAAGUUUACCCUUGGAGUGCCGUUUCCAAAUCUCCCUUACUGGAUAGAUGGCGACACUAAACUUGCGCAGAGCCACGCCAUUAUAAGACAUCUGGCAAGAAAACAUAACUUGUGUCCCAAGUCAGAGGCAGAGACAAUAAGAUGUGACGUCAUCGAUUAUCAAGUAAACGAUUUUACGUGGGAUUUAAUUUACGUCUGUUACAAUGACUUCUUUAAAAUGGGGAAUUACGAACAAAGAAGAAUUGAGUACCUGGAUAAACUGCCGAGCAAGUUGAAGCAAUACUCGGAUUUUCUGGGAGAUUUUCCUUGGUUUGCUGGAAAUAAUCUUACCUAUGUGGAUUUCAUGGCAUAUGAGAUAUUUGAAACCCACCGUGCAUUUGCUCCUGGCUGCCUGGAUGGCUUCCAGAACCUAACAGAUUAUAUGGACAGAUUUGAGGCACUUCCUGCAAUUCGGAAAUACAUGCAGUCGGAAGAGUUCACCAAGAAGCCAUAUUUUAAUAAGUUCGCUAAUUGGCGGGGAGACUGAUCUCUCUGUAGGUGACCAAUUCAUUCUACUGCCAAACACAGAGAAGUUGUUAACCUUUGUUUUUUAAAAAAAGGGUAAAGGCAUCAUCUUUCGACUUCCGGUUUUUAGAGGUGGUAGCGAUACAAGAAAAUGUUAGCAACACAACUGACUACAUUGAACUUUUUGGGUGAAUAUUUUCAGUUCCCGCUUCGCAUCCGA